This is a messenger RNA of Gamsiella multidivaricata, 1100 nucleotides long. Its product is annotated as proteasome component PRE2. NCBI's taxonomy places the organism in Eukaryota, Fungi, Mortierellomycota, Mortierellomycetes, Mortierellales, Mortierellaceae. Gene Ontology annotation, cellular component: proteasome core complex. The transcript has 4 exons. Gene Ontology annotation, molecular function: threonine-type endopeptidase activity. The record is from RefSeq and is a predicted model, not a curated record. The coding region runs from base 141 to 977 and encodes 278 amino acids.
CGAAGCACGAACGCAUACCCACCAAGCAGCCAACUGCCCUAUUCGCACUCGCCCAAGAAGCACGAAAAGAAACCCAUUCUUCUCUCUCCACAUCAACACCAAGCAAGCACAACCCACCAACACAAGAAAGAAUAUCGGCCAUGGAUACGCUUGUCAGCAAAUACGCCAACACGACCUCGUCCGCAGGAUUCGACAACGCAGACAAUCUCGGCGACAACCUCGCGGGAUGGGAUGCUGCCAACCAGUUUGCACUUCCUGCCUUUGACAUCCCCAUGGUUACCAACCCGGUGGACUUUUUGCGUGCUCAUACCGACGCCUCUGCAGAGAACCGCAUCCGCAUCCAACACGGAACCACGACUCUCGCAUUCAAGUUCCAGGGAGGAAUUGUCGUUGCGGUCGAUUCGCGUGCCUCAGGAGGAUCUUAUAUUGCAUCGCAAACGGUCAAGAAGGUUAUCGAGAUUAACCCGUACCUCCUCGGAACUAUGGCUGGUGGCGCUGCAGAUUGUCAAUACUGGGAGCGCGAACUCGGAAGGAGAUGCCGACUGUACGAGCUCCGCAACAAGGAGCGAAUCUCUGUAGCAGCCGCCUCCAAGAUUCUGAGCAACAUGGUCUACGAUUACAAGGGUAUGGGAUUGUCGAUGGGCACAAUGAUUACUGGAUGGGACAAGACAGGCCCACAGCUGUUCUACGUUGACUCCGACGGCACCCGUAUGAGAGGCGAGAGAUUCUCUGUCGGAUCAGGAUCGACAUUUGCAUAUGGUGUUCUCGACACAGGAUAUGACUACAACCUGUCCGUUCCAGAUGCGCUUGAGUUGGGACGCAGAGCCAUUUACCAUGCCACCCAUCGUGAUGCGUACUCUGGAGGAUCUGUGAACGUUUACCAUGUCAAGGAGUCUGGCUGGGAGUUCAAGGGCAACUUUGAUGUCGGCGAGCUCCACUGGGAAUAUCAAGCCCAGCCAAAGGGCCCAAUCGUAUAAAGCUGGAUCAUCAAAAGGACAAAAGUGUACAACAUGUAACAAGGACAAUGAAGAGAUCGCUACUUACGAUCUUUCUGUAUUACUGGUUGUUGAGAUCCGGAAUAAACUGGGAUUCAAAAUUGA